GUCUCGCAGCCAUCAAAGAUACGAAGAAAGAAAGGAUGGACCCGAGACGAAGAAGGACGAAUUGAAGAAAGUGAAGGAAAAGGGAAACGAAGAGGGUUUAGAUGAUAAACGGCGGAAUGUGAGAGCAUAAAGAGAAGAAGAAUAUGGAGGGACGACAUAAUGACGUGGUAAUACCCAGCCCCAACAGCCGUCGGUCACGUGCAGCCGCCAAUACGUCAGAGGUCGGGGUUAGCAAGGGCGCCAGUCUGGAUUCAGCAUCGCCAUGGAAAGGGAGCGGCUCUUGGACGGCUCGGCGGGUCUUCGUUACAUAGGCACAGCGAUGCCUGAGCAAGAGACUGCAGCACCUCGCCAGUGCCGGCAAUACCGAAGGCGAUGGCUUAUGCUGGCAAUAUUUGUACUGUGCUCUACAGCCAAUUCCAUGCACUGGCUCCAAUACUCCAUUAUUGCCAACAUCAUGACACGGUAUUAUCAUGUCAGUAAUGUCGCCAUCAACUGGACAUCUAUGAUCUACAUGGUGUGCUACAUCCCAUUUGUGUUCCCUGCCUCAUGGGUGCUUGAUCGCAAGGGUCUCCGUGUGACACUGCUGUCUGGAGCUGCCCUUAUGACAACUGGAGCAUGGCUCAAAGUUCUGUCUGCAUCUCCUGAUAGUUUCUACCUUGCGUUCCUUGGCCAGGCGCUGGUGGGAACAGCGCAGAUAUUUAUAUUAGGGGUGCCAGCCCGUCUUGCUGCUGUCUGGUUUGGGCCGAAACAGGUGUCCACGGCAUGCGCUCUUGGAGUGUUUGGUAAUCAGGUUGGUGUGGCACUCGGCUUCCUGAUUCCCCCUGAAGUGGUUGGUAAUCAUGAACAGCUUGAAGACAUUGGACAUGAUCUCAAGAUCCUAUACUAUGGCAUGGCAACUGGUCCUUCAAUCAUUCUUUGCCUGGUACUCUUCUUUUUCCAGAAGGAGCCGCCACUUCCCCCCAGCCCUGCUCAAGCCACUCUGAGAUGCCAAGUUCCAAUAACAGACAAGACUGCAGACAGACAGACAUACCUGCAGUCUCUGAAGUCACUGCUCACAAACAGGAACUUUGUGCUACUUCUGCUCAGCUAUGGCAUCAAUGUGGCUGUGUUCUAUGUUGUGUCAACACUGCUGAACCAGAUAGUGCUGCUGCACUUUGCUGAAGCAGAGGAAGAUGCUGGCAGAAUUGGUCUCACCAUUGUGCUGGCUGGAGUGGUAGGAUCUGUCACUGGGGGCAUUAUCCUCGAUAAGACACAUAGGUUCAAGGAAUGCACAUUGGUGGUUUACUUCAUGGGACUGGCGGGCAUGCUGGCGUUCACGUUCACACUGACACUUGGACACAUCUGGGUGAUCUACCUGACUGGCGGGUUUCUCGGUUUUUUCAUGACGGGCUACCUGGGCAUUGGUUAUGAGUUUGCGGCAGAACUCACCUAUCCAAUUCCUGAGGGAACAUCAUCUGGGCUGCUGAAUGUGUCUAGUGAAGUGUUUGGUGUCAUAUUCACUCUGACUGGUGGGGAAAUGUUGGAUGCACAUGGGGACAUGGCUACUAACUGCACACUGACAGCUUUGCUGUUGGCAGGUCUGUCCAUGACAUUGCUCAUAGAAGGAAAGGCCCUUAAGCGCCAGGCAGCCGUGGCACUAAGGCGCUCACAUGCACAUUUGGAGCAAGAGGAAAUUCUGACCACACAGACAUGAGAGAAUUGUGGGUUCCUUAUCAUUUCAUGUUCUCAAUCAUAUGAUCUCAAUACACAAGCGAAAUCAGAUUUGUAAAGCAGUUCGAAGACCAAUAUUAUCCUAUAGAAGCAGAGUAUUGUAUCAUAACUUAUUAUAUAAAAUACUAAAUGGCACAGAACCAACUAAUAUUCUGUUCUGAAAACCAUUAAAUGUAGUAGAAAGAGAGGACACCAUUGGAGAGAAAUCCUCUUUCAUGUACUGUGUAAUGAAGGAUGCAGUUAAUUUAACUGAUUCAUAUUUAAAAUGAAAUGAGAAUUAGUGCCACGAAAACCUCAAAUCUUAUUCCCAAGUAGGAUGAUGAUGCCUGAAGUUACAAGGAACAUGCACAUUGCAACUUCCAAGAAUAAAAAUGUCUUCCUGUUUGUAGUACUGCAAAAGUAAUUUAAACAAGUUGAGGUUUUGUACCGAUCAGCCAACAUAUUGUGAUGCAACUCUAUGUUUAAAUUAUGUUGUGUGCCACAAAAUAAAAAUACGUUGUACAAGCCCCUA
This is a messenger RNA of Cryptotermes secundus, 2221 nucleotides long. Its product is annotated as feline leukemia virus subgroup C receptor-related protein 2. The transcript is spliced from 8 exons. The record is from RefSeq and is a predicted model, not a curated record. Gene Ontology annotation, cellular component: membrane. Gene Ontology annotation, biological process: transmembrane transport; heme export. Lineage: Eukaryota; Metazoa; Arthropoda; Insecta; Blattodea; Kalotermitidae. Bases 263 to 1693 code for a protein of 476 amino acids. Gene Ontology annotation, molecular function: heme transmembrane transporter activity; heme binding.